AUAUAGGGCACGGUAAGCACAAGCCAAACCCCAAAUAAGUUGUACCUCCUUAGAUUUAUGUAAGCCGCAUAGUCCCUGACUCAAAUACUGGCUUAGUUUCUCAGGAUCCCACAGUGUCAUGGGAUUUUACUCUUGAACACCUGUGGGAUCCUGAGAAACUAAGCCAGUAUUUGAGUCAGGGACUAUGCGGCUUACAUAAAUCUAAGGAGGUACAACUUAUUUGGGGUUUGGCUUGUGCUUACCGUGCCCUAUAUAAUACCAUUCUGGAGAGAGAGAGUUUCCGAGCUGAGGUUCAAGCCAAAGGGGAAAAUCCCCAAGUCAAAUCUAAUCAAUCACGGGAGACACCAGUAACAAUACCAGUUGCUCCUGUGGAGGGCAAGAAAUGGAAACGAGUGUCUUCGCGUCUUGAACGAAAAAGAGAAGAAGAGGAGGAGGAGGAGGAAGAUCCAGGCGAGGGGCCCUCCUCAGAACCACCACCAUCGCGAAAGGCAAAAGCGAAAACUAAGAGACAUGCAGAAGAGAGUGAUGAAGAGGAAGUCUCUAUUACUACUCGCCGGCCUCUAAAGAUGACUGAAAUCCAAGGUUCAAGAAAGGAGUUCACACGGCGCCUGAAUGAAAGUAUUGUUUCCUGGUUGGUUCGCUGUUGGGACAGUGGGGCCCAUAGCUUGUCUCUGGAUGGUAAUGAAGCUCGCCAACUAGGUGCCAUUGCCAGAGAUCCAGCUAUUGAUAGAGGAAUUAGUCGAUGUUCGGAUGAGGCUGCCUCCCUCUGGGAGCGAGUGUUAACAGCUGUGAAGGAAAAGUAUCCCUUCAAAAAUAGCUUGAAGAUUUCAAUGAAAAAAUGGGAUACAGUUGAAAAGGAUAUCCAGUAUUUGAGGGAAAUAGGCGUGGUGGAAAUGUUGUAUGACCCUGACUUUGUUCCUAACCACCCACAACAAAACCGCGACCCUGAAAGAGUGAGGACAACGCCUGAGAUAUGGCAGAAAAUCGUGACAACAGCGCCGGACAAAUAUGCCGCUACACUAACAUCAGCGUGUGACAGAUACCAGGAACAACAGAGAACGCCCUUAGUUUAUGAAUUAAUUGUUACGCUCCAAAACUACGAACAAUUGCUGUCCCCAAUUCAUUCUGCCGUUGCUGCAAUAUCAAGAAUGACGGAGCAAGUGUCUCAACUGAUUAACCGUGACAAACCUGUAGCAGUAUCAGAGACGCUUGAUGAAGAUCAGGAUAAUCAAACAAGUCUAGCGAAGGAUGUGAAGGAGAUGAAGGAGACGAUGAGACUUCUGCGAGCCCACCUAACUAAAGACGAUGAACCUUCCUUCUUACGUGCACGAUCAAAAAUCUCAGCUGUUAGAGGCAGACGCUCUCCGGCUCAAGUAAGGAAUAAUACACCGCGAGUUACCUUAUGGUAUUACCUACGUGACCAUGGAGAAGACAUGGGGAAGUGGCACGGUCAACCUACUCCUGUACUACGAGCCCGGGUGAAAGAAUUACAAAGCAGAUCAACCACCAGUGCAGUUGCUCCAGUUACCACAGGUAAUGAAUAGAGGGGCCCUGCCCUCAGUCAGGAGGGGGAAAGGGAUAAUAGAGUAUAUUGGACUGUGUGGAUUCGAUGGCCUGGCACAUCAGAACC
Molecule: messenger RNA, 1630 nt
Organism: Lagopus muta (rock ptarmigan)
Lineage: Eukaryota; Metazoa; Chordata; Aves; Galliformes; Phasianidae
Exons: 2
Coding region: 567-1544 (325 amino acids)
Source: RefSeq, a predicted model, not a curated record